Messenger RNA from Sceloporus undulatus (fence lizard), 2167 nucleotides. RefSeq names its product G protein-coupled receptor 137B (gene GPR137B). Gene Ontology annotation, biological process: positive regulation of TORC1 signaling; regulation of autophagy; negative regulation of osteoclast differentiation. NCBI's taxonomy places the organism in Eukaryota, Metazoa, Chordata, Lepidosauria, Squamata, Phrynosomatidae. The coding region runs from base 167 to 1312 and encodes 381 amino acids. The record is from RefSeq and is a predicted model, not a curated record. The transcript is spliced from 7 exons. Gene Ontology annotation, cellular component: lysosomal membrane.
AACAACCCAGGAGGAGGAAGUGCGCCUUGUUUUCCUCUUCUGCUCCUCCUGGGUUGCUCUGCCUUGUUGCAGCUGAGGAGGAGGAGAUGCUGCUGCAGAGAGGGAGGCGAGGAGGACUAGGAGGCUGCAGAGGCAGCUUCUCCUUCUCCUUCUGAGGCUGGCUGCCAUGGAGGGCCCCCGGGGCAAUGCCUCCUGGCCUCCCACCCUGAGCCCCGCCGUGCCCCCCUUCGUGAAGCUGGGCCUGACCUCCGCCUACACGGCCCUCUACGCGCUGCUCUUCCUCUGGGUCUACGGGCAGCUCUGGCUGGUGCUCCGGCUCCGGCACAAGCGCCUCAGCUUCCAGACGGUCUUCCUCUUCCUCUGCCUGCUCUGGGCCGCCCUCCGGACCCUGCUCUUCUCCUUCUACUUCAGGGACCCUCGGGGCGCCAACGCCCUCCCGCCCCUGGCCUUCUGGCUCCUCUACUGCUGCCCCGUCUGCCUCCAGUUCUUCACCCUCGCCCUCCUCAACCUCUACUUCGCCCAGGUGAUUUUUAAAGCUAAAUCAAAAUACUCCCCAGAACUACUUAAAUACAGGUUGCCUCUUUACCUAGUUUCCAUCUUUGUCAGUCUCCUUUUCCUCUUGGUCAAUCUCACAUGUGCAGUGCUUGUGAGAAUAGAGAAUUCAGAAAGGAAGAUCAUCGUACUGGUGAGGGUUGCCAUAAACGACACAUUGUUUGUGCUGUGUGCCAUCUCACUCUCCAUUUGUCUCUACAAGAUCUCCAAGAUGUCCUUAGCAAAUAUUUACUUGGAAUCCAAGGGUUCAUCUGUAUGUCAACUGACAACUAUAGGAGUGACUGUUAUACUACUUUAUACCUCGAGAGCAUGUUACAACCUGGUCAUUUUGUCAUUUUCUCAAAGCAAGGCAGUGAACUCUUUUGAUUAUGAUUGGUACAAUGUAUCUGAUCAGGCAGAUCUGAAGUGCCAGCUGGGUGAUGCUGGAUAUGUAGUAUUUGGAGUAGUCCUAUUUGUGUGGGAGCUGCUGCCCACUUCCUUAGUGGUGUUCUUCUUCCGUGUCCGAAACCCUACAAAAGACCUAACAAACCCAGGAAUAGUACCAUCUCAUGCAUUCAAUCCAAGAUCUUACUUCUUUGACAAUCCUCGCAGAUAUGACAGUGAUGAUGAUUUGGCAUGGAGCAUAUCACCACACAGCAUACAUGGCAGUUUCUCCCCUGACUACUACGACUGGGGGCAUCAAAGCAAUAGUUUCAUGGCUCAUGUUGGAUCUCUACAGCAUGACUGUAUAUCAGAGACUGAACGACCAAGCCCAAUGUGACACCAAACCAGUGCUAAUUUCCCUUUCAUUCACAUGAGGAAGGGGCACAAGUUACACAUGUUUUGCACAGCUCAUGAAAUGGUGUUGAAGGAAAAACAAAUCUACUUUAUCAAGCUACACAAUGUGUAUGUGUACUGCAAGGAGUGGCAUUUAGGCUGUGAUCCUGCCAAGAUUUCCAUUUAUACUUAAAUUAUACACAGGAGAACUUCCACCAAAGUCAGUGAGCCUUCAUUUAUAGUGAAGACUAAACAGAACUGCUCUUGAAGUGAGUCUUCUUUUGUAACAAAACUUAAAUACAAGAAUGUUUUUACAAGAUUGUAGCUUAAGGGACAAAUUUUGUAUUACAGUGCGCCAGCGCCAUACGUGGGCUCACAAUACAUGGCUUCCAGCUUAUGUGGAAGCCACACAGGGAGAAAAGCAAUGGCCCAUGCCAUCACGUGCACACACCCGUUUCCAAUGGGAUGCGAGCAUACAUGGCUUUCCCUUUAUAUGGGGGGAUCCAGAACGGAUCCUCGCGUAAGGGGAGGGCCCACUGUGCUUAAUUAUUUUUAUGUGGAAAGAUACUGUAAUUCAUAUGUAGAAUCUUUUUCUUACAUUGCCACUUUUUAUAUAUACAGAACUAGUUGUUUCUAAUGCCAAUUUCACUUUAUAAAAUAUAGUGUACAGUGUAAGUAUUGUUCUGAUUGGACUUGUGUGCAUCUCAUCAAGUCUUUUGAAAAAAUGUCAGUAUGCAAAUAUAAACCAUUACAUUUCUUGUUCCAGCAAGGUGUUCAUUUGUUUUUUUAAAGGAUCCCAUAUAUUUUGAUCUGCAGCCAUGAAUAAAACGAAUUGGCAAGUGAUUUUUCUCCAUUGCAA